Molecule: messenger RNA, 2089 nt
Organism: Atta colombica
Lineage: Eukaryota; Metazoa; Arthropoda; Insecta; Hymenoptera; Formicidae
Gene: bowl
Product: protein bowel
Exons: 3
Coding region: 394-2013 (539 amino acids)
Biological process (GO): regulation of transcription by RNA polymerase II; embryonic hindgut morphogenesis; embryonic pattern specification
Cellular component (GO): nucleus
Molecular function (GO): RNA polymerase II transcription regulatory region sequence-specific DNA binding; DNA-binding transcription factor activity, RNA polymerase II-specific
Source: RefSeq, a predicted model, not a curated record
GAAGCGGAGUUGCUUCUAGGGUACCGACUUUGGGAGAGAGGAGCACAUCUUGUUUUUUUCGCGGUUCACCAAGCGAGAUCAGAGUAGAAUCGGAAGUGCGACGAAAGGAAUCACGCUGCUCGUCUACUCCGCGCUUAUCGCGUGAAGUGUAUAUGUGUUUACGUGUACACGGAAAAUAGAUAAGAAGUGAUACGGGCGAAGACCUCUCAAAGUCCUCGUCGUGCGAUAGUGAAUGUCCGUGGAGGUACAACGGAUGUUUCCGUCGCUGAUCACUGAACCGUCGGCCAAUAAGGGAUUUCAAGCAGAAGAAGAGAUGCGUUGGUGGUUUGCUGGAGGACACUGAAAGGGAGACCUAGAAGGCUUCUCCAUCAACGUCCUCCAGGUGCAAUCAGUAUGCCAACCGACAUCGUAGUUACAUCGGCCUCGGCCACGGUUUCAGAGGAGACAAGUAGAGGUCGGGACCUAGGCCUUGGACAGUCUCCAAGAUCAGGCCCCUCUUCUGCAGCCUCGUCAUCCUCCAAUUCUAACGCGGCGUCAACCUCAAGAGGAUUUGAUCCAUCUAGCACUCUCGCCUAUCAUCAUCAUCGUCACAGCUUGGUAACUGGUCUGGGUCAUGCUCAUCAUCGAGAAUCAUCAGCCUUUGUGCCUGUGGUGCCUUCAAGAUUACAACUCACUCCAUAUCCAGGUGAAAUACAUCCCCAUCUACCCGGACCACCGCCCUCUUCCUCAUCGUCAACGAAUUCGGAACAUGAAGUCGGCCCUGAAUCUUCAGUAGCUAGAAAAAGCUCUUCGAGUUACGAUAUUAUGGCGAUGAUGGCCGACAAGAGAAAAGAAUUGGCGAGAGGUCUUUUACUACCACCACAUCCUCUCCUUGAACCACCUGGUUAUCCGGUAUUUGCCGGUCCUUUUCCAGGUAGUUCCGCAUUGUAUCCCCCAGGUGGUCCAUUAGCCCAUCAGCAUCUGGAUCGAAGGUUACUCAGAGCACCUGGCAGGGCAUCCAGACCGAAGAAACAGUUUAUUUGUAAAUUCUGUAAUCGACAAUUUACGAAAUCAUACAAUCUUCUUAUUCAUGAGAGGACUCAUACCGAUGAAAGGCCGUAUUCUUGUGACAUAUGUGGCAAGGCGUUCAGGCGGCAGGAUCAUCUUAGGGAUCACAGGUAUAUCCACAGCAAGGAGAAGCCUUUCAAAUGUGGUGAAUGUGGUAAAGGCUUUUGUCAAAGUCGUACUUUAGCAGUUCACAAGAUUUUGCAUAUGGAAGAAUCUCCACACAAAUGCCCUGUUUGCGCGAGAAGUUUUAAUCAGCGUAGUAACCUCAAGACGCAUCUUUUAACGCACACGGAUCACAAGCCUUACGAAUGUACGUCAUGCGGCAAAGUAUUCCGCAGAAAUUGCGAUCUCAGGAGACACGCAUUGACACAUGCCGUAGGCGAUGUUCCUCCAGAGGCACUGGAAGAGGCGUUGAGGGACGAUGACAGUCCCGAAGAGGAUUGCCCUGAGCCUGGACCAUCUUCCUCAUCGACGUCCACAACACCGUCCGUAUCUUCUGCAUCUUCUAGUUCGUCUGGAUAUCCUUCCCAAGGAUCUUCAGUCCCACCACCUGCGCCUACAGCAUCGGCUUCAGCACCAUCUCUUCCUCAGAGACCUCAACUUCAGAUUAGAAGGGAUUUAUUACCCGCUGUGAAGACAUCGACGGUGACCAGUGGAGCUUCUGCGGCUCAUUCUGUCACCCAAAAUCCACCGGCUGCCCUUCCGCCGCCACCCCCACUCAUUUUGGCUUCUUAUCGUCGAAGAAUUGGCUCUCCAGGUCCUUCAAGAGUAUUUCUAGAACUUCAAGAGCGCGAGCGCGAGAGAGAACGAGAGAUGGAGCAGAACAGAGAAAGAGAACGUAACAGGGAGCGUGACAAGGAAAUAGCUAGACCACCGAGAGCACCAACACCACAACCACCACCACCACCACCUAGACCUGCACCAGCACGUCAGGGUUUUACCAUUGCAGAUAUAAUGGGUCGAUAGAAAAUUUGUCGCAGGUAGUUUUCCUGUGCUUGAAUUUUUCUUUUAUAUAUAGGCUCUAUGGAUUACACGAAGGAGA